Cylindrotheca closterium is the source of this 1788-nucleotide messenger RNA. The record is from the annotation of a GenBank genome assembly. Lineage: Eukaryota; Bacillariophyta; Bacillariophyceae; Bacillariales; Bacillariaceae.
AUGAUGGAAACCUUUUCAAUGUCAAGUGAAGUACAAGCGGAUGCUACUAGUAUUGGUGGUUCUCCCACCAAGAACAAGAACAACAAGAUGACCAUUGAGAAUAAUAAUACACAAUCAACAUCGUCACCCUCAUCGUCAUCCGUGAUCUCGAUACGGUUUGCCAUGCUUGGUUUACUAGUCGGUGCCUCUAUUUGGCGAAUGCAUUUUGACAAGUCUUCCUAUGUGACUGCCAAGAGCGAGACGUUGUCCAGGCCGUCCAAGCAGUAUCUUCGUGCUAUGCUUGCCGACAAUAAUAAUACUGCAACAACUGCUAUGAAUGGCACUAAUGAUGAUCAUCGAAAAGACCAAGAAGAAGAAGAAGAAGAAAACAAGUUGUUGCAAGAUGCAACCACCACAACACAUGAUGCCACCAUUGCGCCUACCAACGAACCAACCGAGGCACCAAAUGCAACGUCUCCCUUUUGGUCUUGGAUUGAACCAUUUUGGAACCAACGUAGUACUCUUACAACUGCCAGCAAUUCUACUACUACUACUUCCUUUGUCUUUCCCGACGUUGACUUUCGAAUAAAAUACUACAUGGGAUCUUGGUACGAUUCGAGCACUAGACUCGAAAGUGUGAAUUGCAGUGCCUUUGACAAGAAAUUCAUUGACGGCAAAUUUGGUUCCCAUAUGCACGACAAGGAUGUCCUGUAUAGUUACAAGGGAUUGGAUCAACAAAUUCGGAACACCAAACAUUGGAAUAUUGGUAACUAUUUAAUGUAUUAUCACACCGUCAUGAAAAACUCCUCCAAGCCCCAAAAUGCCGUGGUGGCCAUGUGCGUUGGCGACUCGUCGUCGGUCAAGACGGGCAUUCCAGUGGCGGCCAAGACGAGAAAGGCUGGGUUGGUGGAAGGGGCAAUGUCACAAAACAAAUACUAUGGUAUCAUUUGGCCCCUCAACAUGGUCCGGCAUUUUGGACCCGUCCACGACUAUUUGGAAUUGGAACAAGUGGGAAAUGUGACUGCCUGGGAAGACAAAAAGGAAGCUUUGAUUUGGAGGGGCGGAUACACGGGGGUGCCAUCACUCUUGAAAGGCGAAAGCUUUCGAAACUCGGCACAUGAAUAUGGCCCCCGCGUCCAAGCAGUCUUGGCCAAUUGUUUCCAGAAUCAUUCGGAGAUUGACGUUGCCUUUGCCAAUAUUCCUCCCCAGCGCAAUGGCAUUCCAAAGGCAAUGAACAAGACACUUAUGGAAUCUUGUAUGCGGGGCACCCAUCGGACCAUGCAAGAACAGUUGGAAUUCAAAUAUAUACUAAAUGUAGAAGGCAAUGACGUUUCCUCCGGUCUCAAAUGGCAAUUGGCCUCCAAUUCGGUCGUCUUCAUGGCCAAACCCAUGACCGUAUCCUGGGCCAUGGAGGAACUGUUGAUUCCUUUUUAUCAUUACAUUCCCGUGGACGAGAAUUUUGAGAAUUUGCCCGAAAUGAUCCAGUGGGCCAAGACUCAUGAUGAGGAAGCCAAGAAAAUCUCGGAACAAGCCACCCAAUACAUGUACGACUUGUGGAUUAGUGAAAAGUCUCAACAUGAUUAUGCCGAACUCCAUACUCUAUUGGCCACUCGGUAUCAAGAUCAAUUUGGCGAGGCAUUGUGGAAAUGCCUCCUCCCUUCCAAGAAAUCGGAACGAGUAAGGUCUGGUCAUAAUCAUAACAACAACAAUCCACGAUCGUCCUUGGUACUUAUCAACCGAACUAAGAAUCAAAUGAAGAAUCGAAAGAAUAGAAAGGGGAGAAAGAAGCGGACCACAAAGGCAAAUUGA